Molecule: messenger RNA, 1506 nt
Organism: Haliotis rubra (blacklip abalone)
Lineage: Eukaryota; Metazoa; Mollusca; Gastropoda; Lepetellida; Haliotidae
Product: CUB and zona pellucida-like domain-containing protein 1
Exons: 7
Coding region: 466-1491 (341 amino acids)
Source: RefSeq, a predicted model, not a curated record
ACCCCGGGGGACAUUCGGCUGGUAGGCGGUGCCUGGUCGGGGGAAGGGAGGCUGGAGGUGUACUACAGUGGAAGAUGGGGUGGAGUUUGCGAUGACGAAUUCACCACCAACGCCGCUGCUGUCGCUUGUCGACAGCUAGGCUACUCACCCCUCCGUGCAACGUUUUCCUCGGUCACGGCGCCUGUUGAUUUCUUAUUGGACGACGUCAAAUGUACUGGAAGGGAAGCUGCGCUGCAAGACUGCGUGCACAAUGCUUGGGGCACUCACAACUGCGGGACUACCGAGCACCUGCAUGUGGCUUGUUCUAGUGAAUGUACCGAUCAUGUAUGUAGAAACGGGGGAAAAUGUAUGGACACACCCCACACCCAUGCAGUCAACUGUUCUUGUCCAACUGGGUUUCAUGGACUGACUGGAUGGUAGAUCAAGCAAUCUCAGGGCCUCCAAAUCACGUGUACAUCUCACAAUAUGUUUGUGGAGUUUGCCAAGAAAGAGUUCCCAGGUCUUCAUGCUGAUAGCCUUACAUUACGAGACCCCACAUGUAGAGCCACAGAUACGCCCACUACCAUCACUCUCACUGCACCGCUAGGAGGGUGUGACACACAGAUGGAGGUGGUCGGUGAUGACUUCGUCUAUGUGAACGAGGUAACUGCCCAGGACGUCACAGUGUCGGGUCACAUCUCGCACGUGCGAGACAUCAACGUAACAGUGCGUUGUUUCUACAGCAGAAACACUGUGGCACGCAGCUACUACCUCGUGAAUACCGAGGAGCUCGACGCCCUCACCAGCGGACAGGGCAAGUAUGAUAUCAGUAUGAAUCUGAUCUAUGAAGGAGUGACCUACCAACCCUCUAGUUCCACGCCCCUCAGCGUCAAGCCGGGAGAGGACCUGUCAAUCAAACUCUCCCUUCAAUCCAACGACUCGAACCUUCAGGUGUUUGCAAGGAACUGCAAGGCCACGCCCACUCCCUCACCAGAUAGUUCUGUGCAAUACCUGAUCCUUGAAAAUGGGUGUGCGCAUGAUUCAACCUUAACCUUCAUGAACGUCAGUGACGUCUCCGAGGUGACCUUGACCUUGGAGACGUUCAAGUUCGUGAACAGUUCCCGCAUGGUCUACUUCCACUGCGAGGUGUUGGUGUGUAACGCGUCCGACCCUGAGUCCAGAUGUCACCACGGUUGUCUGACCCCCGGGAGUGGAAGGAGGGACGCUGGGGAGAGCGGCGGAAGCGACUUAGAGCAAGAGGCACACUUGACUUCACAACAACUCUCGGCAGGACCGAUCAGAAUUGCAAACAAGAGGUCAAAACGCUCACCUAAGUUUGAUGACCGUAAGGAUGGCAACGCAUAUCUUAAUGGCGACCCAGCCCUGAUAGUGGGCGUGGCUCUGAUGUGUGUGUCCCUGGUGAUGGUGAUGGCGACGCUUCACCUGCUGUUCCGGGGCAACACUGGAAACGGCAAGGACGACUACACAAAGACUCGGUGCGACAAACAUUAAAGACACAUAACAAUU